Messenger RNA from Eupeodes corollae, 1397 nucleotides. It is a transcript of the gene spict, whose product is annotated as magnesium transporter NIPA2. Gene Ontology annotation, biological process: magnesium ion transport. The coding region runs from base 237 to 1358 and encodes 373 amino acids. The record is from RefSeq and is a predicted model, not a curated record. NCBI's taxonomy places the organism in Eukaryota, Metazoa, Arthropoda, Insecta, Diptera, Syrphidae. The transcript has 2 exons. Gene Ontology annotation, molecular function: magnesium ion transmembrane transporter activity. Gene Ontology annotation, cellular component: membrane.
ACUUUGGUAAAAUAAAAAAUCUAUUUCAAUUUCAAACAAGAAGUGGAAGUGAUAACAUUAUUUUUGUAAAUACAAAGUUUUUUUGUUUUAUCUUUCUUCACGCAUAACAUGACUCACUUAUUCUAAUAAAUAAAUUAUUGUUCACGAGAUUCAAAGUUCAUAAGUACUCUUAUACAAAAACAAAACCAUCCCAGUGAAGUGACAAAAAGAAAGGAAAACGAACAAAAAUUUAUAAAAUGUCCUCAUCGACGGCAGCUUCAUCUCCUGCUGCCAAUGCCAACCCAAACAACAAUCAAUCACCCUCUGUUGCAUUCUCCGAUCUCUACUCACAAGAUGAAUUCUAUAUUGGUCUGGGAUUAGCAAUUUCGUCUUGUUUCUUUAUUGGUUCAAGUUUUAUUAUUAAAAAGAAGGCUUUGUUGAGAUUGAGUAAAUUGGGCGAGGUUCGUGCUGGGUCUGGAGGAUUUGGAUAUCUACGCGAAUGGAUAUGGUGGGCUGGAUUGUUGACAAUGGGCAUCGGUGAGGCAGCAAACUUCACAGCGUAUGCGUUUGCACCCGCCUCCUUGGUAACGCCGCUAGGAGCUUUGAGUGUCAUCAUUUCUGCUGUGAUGGCUUCGAAAUUUCUCAAUGAAAAAUUAAAUCUACUCGGAAAACUCGGAUGUUUUCUUUGCAUUUUGGGAUCAACAAUAAUAGUGCUGCAUUCUCCGAAAGAAAAAGAAAUCGAGGAUCUUCAAAUUCUGUUCGACAAACUCCUCGAUCCUGGAUUUAUACUCUAUGUGAUGAUUAUCCUCGGCAGUAGUGUAUUCAUAGCCCUCUUCAUAGCUCCUCGACAUGGACACUCGAAUGUCAUGGUCUACAUUUAUCUAUGCUCUGGCAUUGGAAGUUUGACGGUAAUGUCGUGUAAGGCCUUGGGUCUGGCCAUUCGUGAUACCAUCUCGGGAAAAGUUAAUAAUUUUGCAACUUGGAUGCCAUGGUUCUUGAUUAUUGUCACUUUCACAUUUAUUGCCAUUCAAAUGAACUAUCUAAACAAAGCUUUAGACAUCUUCAACACGGGCAUAGUUACUCCGAUUUAUUAUGUUAUGUUUACGUCGCUAGUCAUAGCUGCUUCGGCAAUUCUCUUCCGUGAAUUCACUCACAUGAAAUUCGAAGAUAUUCUCGGCGAUAUUUGUGGAUUCCUGGUUGUUAUAGUUGCCGUGUUCAUGUUGAAUGCAUUCAAAGAUCUCGAUAUUUCGCUAAACGAUGUUCGUGGUAUAAUGCGUCCGAAAAUUCACAAAGUCGCCCAAUACGAUGAUGAGGUGUUGGUGUCGCGGCAAGAACGCCGAUACUCAUAUGGUUCGGGAGAGGUUUAUCGUAACGCAUGACGAAAGAAAUGAGAAUCAAUUGAAAGGCAAUAAAAUGCA